Molecule: messenger RNA, 722 nt
Organism: Drosophila hydei
Lineage: Eukaryota; Metazoa; Arthropoda; Insecta; Diptera; Drosophilidae
Product: glutathione S-transferase 1-like
Exons: 1
Coding region: 42-707 (221 amino acids)
Biological process (GO): glutathione metabolic process
Molecular function (GO): glutathione transferase activity
Source: RefSeq, a predicted model, not a curated record
GCCGGUCAGUUAUUAUUCAGACGCCGAACACAGUACACAAUAUGGUGAAGCCUAUUCUCUAUGGUAUCGAUGCCAGCCCGCCUGUGCGUGCCGUUAAACUGACGCUGGCUGCGCUGCAAUUACCCUAUGACUACAAAAUUGUUAAUGUGCUGAAUAAGGAGCAGCAUUCCGAGGAAUAUCUGAAGAAGAAUCCUCAGCAUACGGUACCAUUGCUGGAAGAUGCAGGUGCAAACAUUGCCGACUCUCAUGCCAUAAUGGCGUAUCUGGUGAGCAAAUACGGCAAGGAUGACUCACUGUAUCCCAAGGAUCUAGUAAAGCGUGCUCUGGUCGAUCAGCGCAUGUACUUCGAGUCGGGCGUUGUGUUUGCCAAUGCCCUGCGCAGCCUUACCAAACUGGUUCUCUUCCUCGGCAAGACGGAGGUGCCGCAAGAGCGCAUUGAUGCGAUUACUGAGGUUUACGAUUUUGUUGAGGCUUUCCUUAAGGAUCAGACCUACAUAGCCGGCAACCAGCUGACGAUUGCCGACUUCAGUCUCAUCUCUUCCAUUAGCUCUCUGGUGGCCUACGUGCCUGUUGAAGCCACUAAAUAUCCCAAGUUGAGUGCUUGGAUCAAGCGAUUGGAGCAGUUGCCCUAUUAUGCGGAAAAUAGCACAGGUGCACAACAAUUUGGAGCUGCUAUUAAAAGUAAGCCUUUCAAAGUAGUUGCCUAAGUGAUAUAGUGUUAU